CACCGACCUUAUAUUCGAUUAGUGCACCGCGCUGCUAGAGCAUUUAAUCGCAAUUUUGCGCUCGACGCGGCAAGCCGCCAUUUUUAACAUUUAAUAAACUCAAUCUGUGUGUUUUUUUAUUGUUUUCGAGUGUGAAACGUGUGAUUUUUCGCGAAAUGCCGCAUCAGACACCUGAGUCGUCGAAUGCUGGGAAGAAGAGGUGAGGUCAGGUGCCCGGGCGUUGAAGUGGGGCUCCGUGGGAGGCGCGCAACACAACACGCACGCUUGUUUACGCUUCCCGUGAAAAGGACGAAUGAGUAUCACACAAGUGCGCGCUACGACAGCACACCAUCAAAGAAAAACCACAUUCUGGUCACAGUGAUACCACAACCAUGGAAGCGGUAAGAAGACCACCUUCUAAUAAUCACAACCAAGUGAAUAAAAUAAACAAAAUUACAAGUGAAUAUGUGACUGUUGUGGCUGUGGGAACAAGUGGUAUACCACCACAAGAGGAAAAACAUGUGGUACCAUCAAGUGAUCCAUCCGGGUUUGUUACAGUGUUAAAAAUAGGUGACACACCAUCAAUAUCAUCACCUUCUUCAAAAAUUAUAAAUAAUAAUAUUAAUAAUAAUAAUAUAAAAGGUGUGGAUGAUUAUUGUGUUGAACAAGUGUUAGUGUACCGACUUCCUGGUGAGCGAUUAGGUUUUGGAUUGAAAUUUGAAGGUGGGACCAAAGCAGCUGAGUUUGUAAAACGUCUCUUCAUUCAAUCAUGCGCACCUGAUAGUCCUGCUUCACGUGUACGUGGUACCUGGGGUGUAUUGACUGAAGGUGAUGAAGUUUUGGCGAUUGAUAACGUCAAGGUCACAUCAAUGACACGCAUAGACUGUGUAAGAUGUUUAAAAGAUUCAAAUGUGGUGAUAAAACUGCAGGUACGUCAUAAACUAACCUCAAACGAAGCCCCGCUGGUGAUAAGUGCUGAAAAAAAGAGGACACCUCCUCCGCCGCCUCCGGUACCACCAAGAAAAGGCCCCCGGAAAAAAGAUUUACACGCACCUUUACCCCCGAAAGGUUUUGGUGAUAGUGAUGAGUCUACACCGGUACCACAAGUCCGCAACAUGAAUAUUACAAGUACACAGGUGGUACACCCACCGGAUGCAGAGGUAUACCUUGAUUUAUUCUCACAGGAGCAGGAAUCUUACUGUUUGAGUGAAUCGGAUGAUACUGGUAGUUCUAUAUCGACUGUCGUGGAUCGUUUUGGGUCGUUUCCAACGACUACCACGUCUAGUUUUGCUGGUAGCAUGCCUUCUACACCCACAGCUGUGCAAAGACGUAUACAACACACGAAUCCUUUUGAUGUGGAGCAUUCCCCGGAUGAGGAGUUGUUGUUUGAGCGGCUGGUCUCCCUCCAAGCGAAGGAACACCAUGUCACGCUGCAACCACCUGCGAAUUUCCAAGACGCACCGUUGAGUUACGCGGAUGAAGAUGUUAGAGUGGUGGAGGCGGCUGUUUUAACUGUGAAUCAUGGUGAGAAGAGUAAAGGGAAGAAACGGCCACCACCCCCACCACCACCAAGGAGUAAACAUGUGGUACCAUCAACAGAUAUUGAUUUAAAAGAAAAAUUAGAAGAAAUAGAGACGAAUAAUAACGAUUAUAAUCACGAGGAUGAAAAUGUGAAGGUGUUACCACGACUUGUGGAUUUCGUGCCGAAAUCUACUAAAGUUGAUGGUGAGACAAAUGACGAUUCAAAGGUCUUUAUAGAACAGGAACAAAUGCGUCACACUGAUAAUUUCUACCUGAGUGAAUCUCAUGAUGAUGAAGAUGAAUAUAUUUUUGGGUGGAGUAGUUCCCAGCCAUUGGCUACAAUUGGUGAGGCGGACAACGAGGACGAGAGUCUGCAAGACGUCGACACUGCUCCGAGCGACGACCACUCGCAACGGCUCAGCGAAGAGAUUGUUCGAACGGAGUUAGAAGGCGAAAAAGUCGACGAUGCGGAUGGCUGUCAGGUGAAUGCAACGACUGAAGAUACCUCUAGCGAUGAAUCCGAGGAGAAUAUCAAAGCGCCUGAACCGGCACCUCGCACCACGUUGAAACAGUCAAAAUCAGAUGUAGAUGACACUACAGACACUGAAAACAACAAAAUGGACACUCGCCAACCACCCGACGGGCAUGAGUUCCCAGAUUAUCACCAAGAGGCUACCACACUUAUAAAACCAGUGAUUCCACGUCGAAGCAUCAAUGUUUUACCACGUGGCAACAAAGAACAAACAAAAACCAAUGUGAAGAAUAUGAUUGCUAUGUUCAGUCACAACGAAGAACCCUCACAACCUGCUGUACCAACAAUCAAUGGUGAUUCAACUCAAAACAACGUAAAAGAAACAAAACACUUUGAAUCAUCUUUUGAACCAUCACCUAUGAAACGUGGCAGUAUGUCUGACCUAACCUCAGAAUACACACAUACAACACCUUUGAAUCCAUUGAAUCCAAUCGAAACCAACAAGUUACACAAACGAUCACAAAGUUUAGUUGACAUUUCCUCGUCGAAUGACCGUUUUUCCCAGAUAGUAGAUCAAAGACGUCGAGGAUUAUCCAAACUUAAAGGUUUAAUCAUUCCUGAACAUCCAGAUGUCGCUCCGAGCAACACUCCAAUCGCCAUGAUUGAUUUACCCGAAAUAAAAAGCGCUAUUGAGGCUGUUCCUGAAUUCCGCCCGCCUUCUAUCCCUGCAACCCUCACAGCAAGACCACAUCAUGCUCGUAAUAAUUCAACUCCUAGUUUAAACUUUACCACUACACCAUUAUGGAGCACAGAUGUUGAAUGCGCCAAGUAUUCACCAGCAUUCAAACGUAAAACUCUCCAAGUCUAUUCAACGAAACCAGUAGAACCUGCAAAAGAAGCCACUUCUUCUGAUGAAGAAUGUCGAUUACCUUCUGCGGAUGCUCCUAAAUCCCUGGAAAGUAUCACAUCUCCUACGAGGAGUGAUUGUAGUUUUGAAUAUGCAAGCAUGGGUAGUAUGGGCAGUGGUAGUUCACCGUCAACUACAAAUACACCUGCUUCCAAGAUAACGAAAUCUGAAGAUGAGAGUGAUAAUGAUUCAGCGGUGAGUUCGAGUCAGUCUAGUUACAUCUCAAGACAAUCACCACCCGCAAGUCCCAAUCAUCUUUAUGAUUCAGCAGCGAAUCGUAGAUUGUUGAAAGCGCAAAGCGUAGAGGCUAUAAACCGUAAGAAUAUACUUGCUUCAGCGAAGUGUCGCAGUGGUAAGGAUUUGAAUGGAUCUCCGUUGCUUAUACAAAGAAAAUUUGAUGAACCGGACAGUCCACCCGUUGAUAACAACAUCAAACCGGAACAGAUUCUUAUUGUUGAGCAAAUAGAACAUGUUGAUGUGGAUGUAGAUGUUAAUGUUGAGGAUGAUAAAACAGUGAAACCAGCACAAAAUGGCGUCUGUGCAGUAACAUCAACGAAAACAGUUGAAAUUCAAGAGAUACGUAUGAUUAAACCUCCACGGGUGUCAAAAUUGACAUCAGAGGUUAAAGAGGUUAACAAACCAGUGAUGAAAACCGAUGAUAGGUUAUCUAGUAAGUUUUUCACGAGUAGAAACAAUGCGAAAGCAGCUAGUGUUACGGAUUUACGUAAAAACUUUGAGAAAUCUACGCCGGUUCAGUCGAAUUUGACGAUGAACACUAGUAAUAUUAAAACUAACCUUAAAAAACCUACCAAUAAUACUAGUAUUACUCGUCCGAUGCCGAGUAAAAGAAAUUCAUUGCCUUCUAUGCCAACGACUGCGAAAACGAUUGUAAAGUUGCAAGAUAAGCAGAAUAUAAUUGCGUCGACUGUGAAGUCCUGGGAUGAUGAGAGUAUUUCCUCGGCUGAUGUGAAAGUGAUUGCGCUCAGACCGGAAAUUCCGGGUGGGAGUAUUGGUAUCACGCUGGCUGGUGGCACGGAUUAUGAAACAAAAGAUAUCACUAUUCAUAAAGUGAGGAAUGGAAGUGUUGCGCAUCGUGAUGGCCGCCUUCGGAAAGGUGAACGCGUGUUGUCAAUCAAUGGAAAAAGCAUGAAUGCCAUUACACAUGCCGAAUCAAUGGCCAUACUAAAGGAACCUGUUUUGGAGGUUAUCAUAGUCACAUCACCUCCACGCACGGAUGUUGCGCCAUCUGUGAACUCAACUACCCCUACACGUGAUCCUUCACGGAUAUCGCUUUUAGAAUCCAUUCCGGUUACUACUUCUUCGGUAGUGACACCGGCAACAGCAGAUGUUGUUGCUGAUGUAAUCCAAAAUGAUAAACCAAUCAUUGCUGUGAAAUUGAUUAAAGAUCCUUUAUCCACUGCUUCCGGAUUGGGUUUUAGUAUGGAGGGAGGAAGAGGAUCACCGCAGGGCGAUGUGCCAUUGCUUAUCAAGAAACUAUUUACGGGCGGUUUAGCUGAUAAAAGCGGAAUGCUCGCAGUUGGUGAUGAAUUAGUAGAGAUCCAAGGCACAGACGUGACGGAAAUGCCCCGAAUCGACGCCUGGUCGCUGAUGAAGAAGCUGCCGCCCGGCGAGGUGACGCUCAAAGUGCGGCGAUAAUAAUAUACUGUAUUUAUAAAUAUUUAUAUGACGCGCGUACGUAAUGUUUUCUUUCCGCUUGUCCGCCUAUCACAUUGCCGCAGAACUUAUACUCGUCUACUAUGUAUGAGAACAUAUGAUCAGUAUUUCUAUUAUGCUAUAGAACAAAUGUUAUGUAUUUUUAAUUAUUUCUGUAUGAAUAAAUGUGUAUUUAAAUGUA
Molecule: messenger RNA, 4734 nt
Organism: Dalotia coriaria
Lineage: Eukaryota; Metazoa; Arthropoda; Insecta; Coleoptera; Staphylinidae
Gene: bbg
Product: big bang
Exons: 7
Coding region: 372-4535 (1387 amino acids)
Molecular function (GO): protein binding
Source: RefSeq, a predicted model, not a curated record